Messenger RNA from Penicillium argentinense, 603 nucleotides. RefSeq lists its product as uncharacterized. The transcript is spliced from 2 exons. Lineage: Eukaryota; Fungi; Ascomycota; Eurotiomycetes; Eurotiales; Aspergillaceae. The record is from RefSeq and is a predicted model, not a curated record. The coding region runs from base 1 to 603 and encodes 200 amino acids.
AUGAGCAAUGCAGUCUCCAAAAUCAUCAAGACACUCAGCGCCCCAGACUCCACAACAAAGAAAGACUGGGAGGUAAUCGAAACUCAAAUGGAAACCGCCCUACCAAGCGACUACAAAGAACUGAUCGACCCCAGACUGCCGAAACAGGCACUACGACCUGGUGGACUUACCGACUACACGACCGAGGCCAACGAAACAAUGUGGGAGAUUGAGGCCAAGCCGCCAGAGCUGCAGAUACAAGGCAGCUUUGUGAUCCCCUGGGCGACGACAGAUAAUGGCGAGAAUCUGUUCUGGCGGUGUCUCCCCGGCCAGCAUCCAGAUGAGUGGACUGUUCUGGUGAAUCAGGGUCGGGACUGGAUGUGGGAGUAUCAUAAAAUGAGUUGUACUGAGUUUCUCCACUCGACUCUCAAGAAGAAGAUUCAAUCUGAAAUCCUUAGUGAUGAUUUUCCUCUUCGUCGUCAUGUCUUUAGGGGUUUCAAUCCGGUUCCGAGCUCUGCUGUCAGGCAUACGGGAAUGAAGAAGCCAAAGAGAAUAUUGAGGGAGAGGCUUGUGAGGAAUGGAAUACCGAGGACUCGGGCCAUACCUCAUCCUCAACGGUCAUAG